AAGGGAACGCGCAGGAGAAGAGGAAGGCGGAGAGGGCGUUUCAUUCGAACCUUUUCAGAACGGGGGGCGUCCAUCUCCGAGAGAAAGAAGAGAGAGAGAGAGAGAGAGAGAGGAGAGGGUGGUCUCUGGCCUUUGCCUUCUGCGGGCGGGGGUGUUCAUGCACGAAGUUCUUGAGUCUUUUAGGUUGACGUGGUGACUUGGUUAACCCCGCGCUUCCCUUUCCUCUCUUCGAAUUCGAGGAUCAUCUUCCAAAUUGUUGUGGUCCUGUGGAAGGUUCUCGUUGAGGCUUUAAUCUUGGAUCUUGGGUUACGAUUCUCUGGCUUUUCACGGCAAUUUAUUGGGUUGUACUACAUAUCAGGUUGUUUCCUUGCCUGUUGGAAGUUUGUUUAAAUUUAAGGAAGAUAUGGAGAAAGAGCUUUUUGGGUCAAACUGCUUACAGAAUAGGCUUUUAUCGUUCCACAAGGUUCUUGAUUUGUGGUUUCUCAUCCUUGGCGGAUUUCUUCUACUUGCUUUCGUUAAUUGCACUUAACAGCCAUCGGGCAAUUCCAAGAACACAAAGAGGACCUGAUGCAACUUUGUUCUGAAGUUGGUGUUGCUUAUAUUCCCUUUUAUAGGGCUAAAACUUGUGAAUUAGCAAAUGAGGGUCUUUCUGUUUCUUUUUACCUUUGGAAAAUAAUGAAGCUGAAUGCUGCUGCUCUCUCAGCACUUAAUUACAUAUGAUUUUUGGCAGGAGGUGAUUGAUUGUGCUGGAGUUCACAUUUGAGCAACUUUCAUUGUGAUACAGGAUUGUACCUUAUUGCUGACUUCACUUUAAGGUUCAAUAGUCCUUGAUUAGGUUUGAGCAAUUCUCUUCCAGGUGAAGUUGUCUCAUCUUUAUUAGCAGUGAGGCCAUGUACAAGAUGCCGUACUGCACUGAACAUGUUGAUGUAUUUUGUAGUGAUCUGUGUCCUGGGCAAUUCUUGUGGGGGCCUUUCACACUGAAUGAGGCUCCUAAUCUUGUCAGGAAAAAUAUGGACUUCCAUAGAUCUCCUGUUGCAAAUCAUAUUUGAUAAGGUGCCUUUGUUGGCCUUGUUACAUUUCCUCUUUGUUGAAGAAGGAAGUUCUUUUUCGAACUUCUAGAAUAAGUUUCAGCAGUUGUAAAGACAUUAUUUAGCGUAGAGCAAAACUUAUUGAAUAAGAUUGAGGCGGACAUCUACAAGCCUGCAUCUGUAACACUUGAUACUGACCAGGAUGGACAAGUACACACUUAUCAAGGAAGUAGGGGAUGGAACUUUUGGAACUGUCUGGAGGGCUAUUCAUCGUCAAACAGGCGAACUUGUGGCGGUGAAGAAGAUGAAAAGAAAAUAUUACUCCUGGGAGGAAUGCAUGAAUCUUAGAGAAGUUAAGUCCCUGAGAAAGAUGAAUCAUCCUAAUAUUGUGAAGCUUAAGGAGGUGAUCAGAGAGAAUGCUAUCCUGUAUUUUGUGUUUGAAUACAUGGAGUGUAACCUGUAUCAGUUCAUGCAAGACAGAGCUAAGCUGUUUUCAGAGACUGAAGUACGGACUUGGUGCUUCCAAGUAUUCCAGGCUCUUGCCUACAUGCAUCAACAUGGGUACUUUCACCGAGACCUCAAGCCAGAGAAUCUUUUGGUUACAAAAGAUACAAUCAAGAUUGCUGACUUUGGUCUUGCACGUGAAGUUCUCUCCCAGCCACCUUAUACCGAAUAUGUUUCAACUCGAUGGUAUAGAGCCCCAGAAGUUCUUCUCCAAUCACCUGUAUAUGACUCUGCAGUCGAUAUGUGGGCAAUGGGAGCAAUUAUGGCAGAGUUGUUUACCCUUAGUCCUCUCUUUCCUGGUUCAAGUGAAGCAGAUCAAAUAUAUAAAAUAUGCAGUGUGAUAGGUACUCCUAAUCAGAGAACCUGGGCUGAUGGGUUGCACUUGGCCAAUUCAAUGAACUAUGAAUUUCCACAGUUUGUCGCUGCUGAUCUUGCAACGCUGAUUCCCUCAGUGAGCAAGGAUGCUAUUAAUUUGAUAUCUUUGCUUUGUUCAUGGAACCCAAGAAAGAGACCAACAGCAGCAGAGGUCCUUCAGCAUUCCUUUUUUCAGUCAUGCUUCUACAUUCCUCCUUCACUUCGAGCAAAGGCACUGACACCGAAACAGCCUCCAGUUGGGAUGAGAGGUUCCUUGGAGCACAAGAGUUUUGCAAGGGUUGUUGAGAAUCUGCCUAACGCGAAGCCUGUGACCAACUUUUCUACUUCAAGGAUAUGCGGCUCAUUGAAUGCUGGUCCUCUAGGUGUGCAGAGAAGGGCAGAGUUCGAUGACCAGGAUAAUAAAGUUGAGAAAGCCAAUAAAUCUGCACCAAGACAGCCAAGAUACCGGCCACCAAUGAGAAAUAGCCCUUCCAAAGUUGCAGCCUACGUUAGCCUGCAUGAAAGUGCGAGAGGUGUUUCUGAUGCAGUGUCCAACGGGCUAAACAGGCCAAGCCAAUUGGCGUUUGCCUCUGAUGGACAUCAGAGAAGCUUAAUCAGGCCUGCGUUGAAGGCUGGAGGAUGGCACAGCCGGCCCGAUUUGUUCGGACAGUCUCAAGGAAUGCCUGCGCAUGUUGGUAGGACCUAUCCCAGGAAGGUUGCAGGUUGAUGAUACAAUGAGACCGAUGUCGUUUCGAUGGCCAGAAGUGAGCCCUUCAUUGGACGACUCGUGUAUGCGUAGUUAUAUUGUGUGCUGCCGCUCUCAGAGAGGCUAACUCAUUUCUCGUGCUGAAGUUUGUUUUGCCUUUUGGCAAUAAGCGUUGUUGGACGGUUGAUCUGUUUUGGUUUUUUCUGUUUUUGGCGUUGCAGAAGUUUGUUCUGAGGAUGAUGAGGCCAGUGGAUGUAUGUUUAAGCUUGUAGGGUUGGCUUGGAUUUCUUUCUCCCGAAUGGUUGUGGGUUGGACCUUUUAGAGAAAUUGAAAACUGGCAAAAUGAAUAUUUUA
This is a messenger RNA of Nymphaea colorata (pocket water lily), 2946 nucleotides long. Its product is annotated as cyclin-dependent kinase F-4-like. Gene Ontology annotation, cellular component: nucleus; cytoplasm. The transcript has 20 exons. Bases 1231 to 2613 code for a protein of 460 amino acids. Gene Ontology annotation, biological process: protein phosphorylation; intracellular signal transduction. NCBI's taxonomy places the organism in Eukaryota, Viridiplantae, Streptophyta, Magnoliopsida, Nymphaeales, Nymphaeaceae. Gene Ontology annotation, molecular function: ATP binding; protein serine/threonine kinase activity. The record is from RefSeq and is a predicted model, not a curated record.